AUGCGAGCCUCGACAAAGUCAAUGACCCCUCUAAAGCAGUCCAAGCUAAACUUCGGCUCUGCAGCAAACGGCAAGAAUGGAAAGACGCCCAUCGGGAAGAAGAAAGCACCCACGAAUGGGAAUAUACUCAAUUUCUUCCAGAAAGUUGAAGUAGAGGAGCAACUGUUCUGCGCCGGUCCUACGAAUACCUCCGCCCCUACCCCAAGCGUUGCGCCACCCCCGAAGGUUGACGAAGGUGUAUUUGGAGACGAAGAAGAAGUUGGAAAAGAAAAAAGAUCACCUAAAAGGAGGAAGUUAAGCCAUGGUGCAAACGACAGUCUACCGCAACACCCGGGGAGCACGCGGGACGAAGAAGAAUCCUAUCAGAUGAAGCCAACGGUGCUAGAACGGACGACUACCAAACAAGCUCGAAAGAAGGUUCCUUUUUUGAUCGAUUCCGAUAGCGAAGACGAUGAUAUAGAGUCAUCACCGUCUAAAGACAAUAUAAAUACCGAGACGGAUGCUACUAUAUCCGAAAUAAAAAAUGAAACCGCAGAAUUAAAUGGAGCUUUCAUGCCAAAUUUACCAGUGGACGAGAGUUGUGCGGAAGCCCCUGACAUUCCGCCACUCGAUCAAGAGGAGCCUAUAUAUGAUGAAUUUAAAGAUCUCGAGGAUGUAGAGGGAUUAUUUGACGACAUCGAGGAGUACGGUGAUGGCGAGGAAUUCCGGGAACGACGUUUUAUGGCAGAACAAGCGCGCCUCGAAGCUGAAGAGGCGGGGAACUAUACCUCGGACGGUGGGGUAGGCGAAUUUCAGGAUGGUGAAGGGAUCGUAGAAUGUUGUCCCUUGUGUAAUGCAAAUCUGGCUGGCAUCACUCCAGACCAAGCCACAAUUCAUGUGAAUGCUUGUCUAGAUGGCAAUCCGAUACCCCUUCCGAAACCCAAUCCGGAAGGCCAAGCACCUUCGGAAAAGGUAGUAGUAGAUACACCUGAGGUUAGCAAGCGGUUUGCCAAAGCCGCCGUACCACGGCCCGGUCAAGCCAAUCCGAUUAGUCUAGGAAGCACGGCAAACAAACCCACCUCGGCCUUUAGCAAACUAAUGUCCGGACACGCGGAAGAUGCGGCGUGGGCUUCGGCCGCAGCUGCAGAGCAUGCCUCGCGUGGCAAACCCGCAUACAAGCGGACGUGUCCCUUUUACAAAAUCAUGCCCGGAUUCUCGAUCUGCGUUGAUGCCUUUCGGUACGGCGCCGUAAAAGGCUGCAAUGCCUACUUUCUUAGCCACUUUCAUAGUGACCACUACAUCGGCUUGACGGCCAAUUGGUCUCACGGGCCUAUCUACUGUAGCAAGGUGACUGGGAGUCUUGUGAAGACCCAACUCCGAACUGCGGCAAAGUGGGUGGUUGAGCUAGAGUUUGAGCAGACGGUCGAAGUUCCGGGAACCGAAGGGGUGACAGUCACUAUGAUCCCAGCCAACCACUGUCCAGGCAGUUCGUUGUUCCUUUUCGAGAAAGCUAUUGGCAAAGGACCUAAUCCAAGAAAGCAGCGGAUUCUACACUGCGGCGACUUUCGAGCUUGUCCAGCGCAUGUCAACCAUUCGCUACUAAAGCCGGACAUAGUUGAUAGCGUUUCUGGCAAAGUUAAACAGCAAAAGAUCGACGUCUGCUACCUAGACACGACGUACCUCAACCCUCGCUACUCCUUUCCUCCCCAAGAUGACGUCGUUUCGACCUGCGCCGAAUUUUGCAAGUUGUUAUCUGACGAUGCCAGCGAUCCCGACGAAAUCAUAGAUGCAUUAAAGCAAGACAAGGGCAAGGUCAGUAAAUUCUUCAAAAAGGAAGAGAAGAAGAAGAGCCCUUCAUCGGGCGGAAAAGCAGACGAGGGCAAACCGCGAAAGAACCGUCUCCUCGUCAUCUGCGGCACGUACUCGAUCGGCAAGGAGCGCAUAUGCAAGGCCAUCGCGCAGGCGCUGGGCACCAAGAUCUUCGCGUCCCCGGCUAAGAUCAAGAUCUGCGCGCAGCUGGGCGACCCGGAGCUCGCGGCGCUCAUGACGUCCGACCCGCUCCAAGCUCAGGUCCACAUGCAGAUGCUGACGGAGCUCCGCGCCGACACCCUGCAGGCGUACCUCGACGGGUACAAGCCGCACUUCUCCCGCAUCGUCGGGUUCCGCCCUAGCGGCUGGAACUACCGCGCUUCCCCUUCUUCCUCUUCUUCCGGAGGCACGACCAAGAGCGGCAGUAUCACUACCACUACCGCCGCCGCCGCCGCCGCGACGAAUAAUGCCAACACGUCGCCCGCCAGCAUACCCACCACGACCCUCCUGCACGGUUCGGCCUGGCGCACGCGCUUCUCGCUCGCGGACCUCGCGGCCCAGCGGCAGCGCGGGGGCACCCGCGACGCCAUGUGCUUCGGCGUGCCGUACUCGGAGCACAGCAGCUUCCGGGAGCUGGCGCUGUUCCUGAUGGCGCUGCGAGUGGAAAAAGUCGUGCCGACGGUCAACGUGGGCAGCGACCAGGGCCGCAGGCGCAUGAAAGGGUGGAUCGACCGGUGGCUUGGGGAGAGGAGGAGAGGCGGGGUCGUGAGGGUUUUGGAGGAGAAGGAGGAGGGGAGGGAUAAAGAAAGGGGUGAGCAGGAUGUCGAGCUUUGGGAGGGAAAGGAUGGGAAGGGUGGGGGGGCUUGGUGGUAG
Molecule: messenger RNA, 2661 nt
Organism: Daldinia caldariorum
Lineage: Eukaryota; Fungi; Ascomycota; Sordariomycetes; Xylariales; Hypoxylaceae
Product: DRMBL-domain-containing protein
Exons: 1
Coding region: 1-2661 (886 amino acids)
Biological process (GO): double-strand break repair via nonhomologous end joining; interstrand cross-link repair; protection from non-homologous end joining at telomere
Molecular function (GO): damaged DNA binding; 5'-3' DNA exonuclease activity
Source: RefSeq, a predicted model, not a curated record